Messenger RNA from Cercospora beticola, 537 nucleotides. RefSeq names its product cell wall mannoprotein 1 family protein. Gene Ontology annotation, cellular component: extracellular region. Lineage: Eukaryota; Fungi; Ascomycota; Dothideomycetes; Mycosphaerellales; Mycosphaerellaceae. The record is from RefSeq and is a predicted model, not a curated record.
AUGAAGCUACACACCACAUUCUUCGCAGCCAUCUCCCUCCUCUCCACCACCGCAAUCUCCCAGUCCUCCCAAGUAGACAAAGUCUACAAUGACGUAUCAACCAUCAACCGCAACGUCCUAGAACUCACCGAAACCACCCAGAACUACAAUGGUGGACUCAUCAACCAACUGCCCUUCAUCAUCGACUUCAAUCCCAUCUACCUCGCCACUCGAAAAGGCUUCUACGAUUCCCUGCUCUUGCCCAAUCCACUGACACAAGCUGACGCGCAGCGUCUCAUCGAACAUGUCAAUGUCACGCUUGCUGUCAACAAUCCCAGGGCGGUGGAGGUCGUGAAGAGCAAGAAGGUAUUCUUUGAUGAGGCGGGUACGUCACAGGUGGUGAAGGGUGGAUUGGAGCUGUUGUUGUUUGCGCAUUGGAGUUUCAGUAAUGAGGUUGCUAAGCGGGUUGUGGAUGAGGAGCAGAGAAGGGAAGGGCAGGCGGUCAUCGAUGUUAUUACUGUAGCCCUAGAGGAUGGAAUUGCGUUCUUCUCGUCAUGA